CUUGGGAGGUGUUGGUGUCCAAAAGACAGGUACAGAGAUUGCGACAGCUUUGAACAACAUGGACGUGAGCAGCGAGUAUGUGUUGAAACUACGUCAUGAGAUUGAAGAGCAAUGUGCUGAGGUAUUUCCUACACCUGCACAUAGAGAGAGAGUAAAAUCUUGUCUCUCUGAACUGAGCGAGAUGAGCAAUAGUUUCAAGAAGGCCUUGAACGUUGGGAUGGAACAACUUGUAGGCACAGUAAUGCCUCGCAUCCGGCCUUUGUUAGACAGUGUGGCAACCAUAAGCUACGAACUAUCUGAAUAUGAAUAUGCUGAAAACGAGGUGAAUGACCCGUGGGUUCAACGCCUCCUCCAUUCCGUUGAGGGCAAUGUGGCCUGGCUCCAAUCCUUAAUGACUACCAACAAUUACGACUCCUUUGUGCAUUUGGUCAUUGACUUUCUAGUCAAAAGGCUCGAGGCAAUCAUGUUGCAGAAGAGAUUCAGUCAGCUGGGAGGUCUGCAGCUCGACAGAGACGUAAGGGCAUUGGUCAGUUAUUUCUCUGGGAUGACUCAGAGGACUGUUAGGGACAAGUUUGCACGGCUUACACAGAUGGCGACAAUAUUGAACCUGGAAAAAGUGUCAGAGAUUCUUGAUUUCUGGGGUGAAAACUCAGGACCCAUGACUUGGAGAUUAACCCCAGGUGAGGUGAGAAGAGUGUUAGGGCUUAGAGUUGACUUUAAGCCUGAAGCCAUUGCUGCUCUUAAGUUAUAAUAAUAACAGCUAUAAUAACAGCAAUGCCCCUUUUGCUACAUGGCUGCUUCAUUCAAUUGUCAUAUUCAAUUUAUUCCUUCCCCUCCGGCCUCCCCGCUCACUCUUUGGAGUCUAUAUGUUUUUGUGUUUUACUAGGGGAUAGAUGCAUCUUUAAAUAUAAUAAACUGCCUUUUUGGAAUGUUAUUGUGUAAAAGCUCUAUACAAAUACAACCAUUAUUUUAUAUCUUAUUUCCUUUUAGAAUAAUCUGUUUUUUCAUAGAUGAAUCAUCUUUU
Molecule: messenger RNA, 1024 nt
Organism: Cuscuta epithymum
Lineage: Eukaryota; Viridiplantae; Streptophyta; Magnoliopsida; Solanales; Convolvulaceae
Source: the annotation of a GenBank genome assembly